This is a messenger RNA of Tympanuchus pallidicinctus (lesser prairie-chicken), 3501 nucleotides long. RefSeq names its product regulator of G protein signaling 10 (gene RGS10). Gene Ontology annotation, biological process: regulation of G protein-coupled receptor signaling pathway. The transcript has 5 exons. Lineage: Eukaryota; Metazoa; Chordata; Aves; Galliformes; Phasianidae. Gene Ontology annotation, molecular function: G-protein alpha-subunit binding; GTPase activator activity. The coding region runs from base 69 to 614 and encodes 181 amino acids. The record is from RefSeq and is a predicted model, not a curated record.
UCGGGGCGGGGCAGGCGCGGCCGCCCUCCAGCUCCGGGCAGCGCGGGGCCGCGCGGCCGCCCCGAGAGAUGUUCAACCGCGCCGUGAGCCGCCUCAGCAGGAAGCGCCCGCCGUCAGAGAUAAAUGACAGCGAGGGUCACCCAAGCAGCAGCCGCCAGAGCUUGAAAGGAACCUCAGAAUGGGCUACAUCACUGGAGAACCUCCUUGAAGAUCCAGAAGGAGUUAAACGAUUCAGGGAGUUCUUAAAGAAAGAAUUCAGCGAAGAAAAUGUUUUGUUCUGGUUAGCGUGUGAAGAAUUUAAGAAAACACAGGGAAAAAAACAGAUGCGAGAGAAAGCAAAAGAAAUAUACAUGACUUUCCUGUCAAGUAAAGCUUCCUCCCAGGUCAAUGUUGAAGGGCAGUCGCGUUUGAAUGAGACAAUUUUGGAGACACCUCAUCCUCUAAUGUUUCAGAAGCUGCAGGAUCAGAUAUUCAAUCUCAUGAAAUACGACAGCUACAGCCGCUUCUUAAAGUCAGACAUAUUCCUAAACCAUAAGAAGUCUGAGGAGCAAGAGGAGAAUUCAUCAGAAGCUCAGACUGCAGCUAAAAGAGCAUCGAGAAUUUACAACACAUGAUACAAUGGAUCUCAUUAGGAGAGGCAAUAUAAUAAUUACAUUACACUCAGGAACAGUCUAGGUUUAUAAGCAGUUGCAUUUAGGGCUUGAAAAGUUCAAAACCUUUUUAGGAUACUUACCUUCUUAAUUGCUUGAAUGACUAAUUGUUUUUGCAAGACAGCAAGUAACCAAGCACCUAUCGAAAGACUGUUUCCUAGCUAAAAGGCUGAGCUAUUCCUCCACAGUAUGAAUUGCAUUCAAUAUUUCAUAAGUUGAGCUUUCAAUGUCUUUUUUUUUUUUUGUGGAGCAUCAUGAUGCAAAGAAACGGGAGAUAGGAUGUAGGGUCUUUUGUCAUCCAUGUGAGGUUGUUGUUUUUAAAUGUUUGCCUUCCGAUUUUUAUUUGUGCCUGGCUUUUACUUUCCACAUUGUUGGGAGCAACUGUUGAGGAGUGUGCUUUAAGUUAUUUUGUGGAUGAAUCGUUCAUAGGAAACCAAAAUUGAGGGACAGCAUCUUUUAGGGUUAGGAUCAAUAGAAUCCAAUCUGACUCCUCUCUUAAAAUGUCACUUUUUCUUUCAAAGAGAUAGAUGCUUUGCUUUGCCUUUAGUUACAAAUCAUAACAAUUUCCUAGUCAUGAUUUUCUUUUCUGUUUUUCUUAAAUUCCUACACUGUUUUUGCUGUAGACAAUCCUUCUUCACAGAAUGGAAUCUAUGCUACCUUUGGAACCAAAGUUCUUAAAUAGAUGGAAUCUCUGAGAAACUCCUAACAGCCAUUGGGAAAUUUGACAGUUGAGAUCCCACUUCGGAUGCGCCCAGUUCAGCACGUCCUGCAUGUCAGCUCAGUUGUCUGUCACAUCAGCAUCAGGUGCCAGUACUAGAAAGCAGCUGUGUUUUCCUAGGCCACCUCAGUCCUGCAGUGUGACAACAGUCAUUCUCCAGAGGGCCAGCCAACGAAGUCUGACUAGGUUUUAUUAAAAUCUUUCUACUAAAGUCAACUUGCCAGUGUUACGAAAUUGCAAUUACAAUUGGAAAAGCAGAAAUAGCUACAAGCUGUAUUUAUGAGUGUAAAUGUAUAGACUAUCUCUGUUUCACUUUCAUUAUUUACUCUAAUUUUUUGCACUGCUUGUCUUGAUCUUCUGUUUAUGUACUGGCUAGUCAGAUUGCACAGUUAGGUUUUCAUAUAGUUUUGUUAUUUUUGCUUGGGAAGAUCGUAAAUGUCACACAUUGCUUUCACUAUCAGUGUUUUUAAAACUAGGUUUGGGCUGUAGAUUUUGAGGAUACAGAUUCUUUUCAUGGACUUGAUUAUGACUUCGCUUAACUCUGUUCCAUUCUUGAAGGUUAUGUGUAGAGAAAAUGGUUUCUGGGGGUUUGUCUCAUAUUUUAGAGCAGGAAUGGAACUUCUGAUUCUUCUCUCAGAGCUAAACAGCCUGUUCAUUCUUAGGAAAUUAAAUUUUAAAAAGGAAAUGAUAGAACUCCCCCUAUAUGCACGUUUUAAGAUGAAAAUUGCAUAAAAAUUACCUUUUAUGCUCCCAGAGGAUUUAAAAGUGAAGUCAUACUCUUGCUUCGGGCACUUUCAGUGUUGUCUGUUCUCAUACUUCUGUUGUAUUUCAAUGUUCUGCUGAAUAGGAAUGAAGUGAGUAUGUGCAUCCUUUGUUUUAAUGCAGCUUAGGAACUGCAACUGUCCAGUUCUGGACUUGCCAACUGUUUGUAAUCUCAGGAUCACCUCUUUUGAAAAUUGACUAUCACAGUGAACUCUUAACCCCUUCCACUGCAAGGGAUGGAACUUCUGAUGCAAUUAAGUCCUUGGGAGUGGGCUGCUCGAACACAUUUAGGAGCUAAGAUUUGUCUCUUCCCAGUAAUUAUGGCAGAAGUCUGUGUGAUGUAGGAAAAUGUAGGGUGGGGACCUUCAUAGGGAAAGUGCAGAAUGAAUUCUUACCACAUUCAUCACAGGGAUGUGCAGGAGAUUCAUUUUAAAUCAUAUUGAUUUUAAAAAUGCACAAUUAACAGAGAAAAGUCUUUGACAACCAAGUUUUAAAAUAAUAACAAUAAAUUAAACCAGAGGUUGUAUGAACAAUGGUAGGGCAUCAAGAGAACAUACUUGUAUGUAACUGCUCAUAAACAGCUCUUUCCUUUGCAAUAUGUUCACUUUUCAUGUACUGUAUUAUUUGCUUGGUAACAGCAAAUGCUUUGUGGGAGCAGACACAAAGGUGCUCUAUUCUGCUACCAGCCAAAAGCUACCCUAAUAUAAGUGAGUUUUUUUAGCAGCACUUCAAUGCUUGUGAUGUUUAUUUCAGUGUCUGUGAUGUUUUAAAGAUAAUAUACCUAAAUCCACAAAAUUCUUAAUCUUUGUAUUUCUCUUUUGCCUCAGCCCUGAAAAGUUUGUUGCCCAUUGUCUAUCUUUCCAAGAGUUGUGGUGUCCCACUGUGGGUUUUUUUUGUUAAAGAAGCAGCAACUAGAGUUGCAGAAAUCAAAUUUGUACUGAGUAGAUGGACUAUAUUGCUCACUGAGAGAACAAAUGGAGAAAAACAGUGCAAGCGCUGUCUGCAAUUGCAGCACGUACGUACGUGGAGAAUGUUAUUGGUUCCUGAUGAUGUAAUCACUGAUCCAACUUUGUGAAAUAUAUGUAUUUCUCAAAGAGACAUAUAACAAAGUGCACAGACAAAAGAAAACGCUUCACUAUGAGUAAAUCCUGUGUUCCAGUAAUAACUGUAAACUUUGUGUUGAACCUCAUGCUGUGAGUAUUGAUUACUGCUUUAUUUAGAGGUUAAAGACAGGAAAGGUCUACUUUUAUUCAUAGAAUUUAUGCUGAAGAUGUAAGCACAAAAAGCUGCCUGAUCACACGUCUAAAACUCUUCCUUAAUGUGUGUUUCUCUGCUAAACAUUAAAAUAUUCUACAAGUAUACUAAACCUGU